Messenger RNA from Schistocerca gregaria, 3977 nucleotides. Its product is annotated as annulin. The record is from RefSeq and is a predicted model, not a curated record. The coding region runs from base 118 to 2436 and encodes 772 amino acids. Lineage: Eukaryota; Metazoa; Arthropoda; Insecta; Orthoptera; Acrididae. Gene Ontology annotation, molecular function: protein-glutamine gamma-glutamyltransferase activity. The transcript is spliced from 14 exons. Gene Ontology annotation, biological process: peptide cross-linking.
AGCGUCAGUCCGGCGUCUCCCACCGAAGCAGUCGCAUCUGUUCUGUUCUGUUCGCGCCCGGGUUGCAACCAGUACCGAAGCGGAGUCUCUCAGUAGGGAAGGACGGCCUGUCUAGCGAUGGGUAACUGUUGUUCGACGUUCAGGGCGGUAUUCAAGCCCAACGAAGGCAGCGGGGGCGGCAUCCCUCUGAUGCCCGUGAGGGGCGGGUCGACACGCAGGCCUGACAGCCUCCCCAAGCCGCCCGCCGCUGUGGUGCCCCCGCCGCCAUCGCUUGGCGAUGUGCCAGACGCUGGGGUGGCGCCGGAGGUGGCGUCCGUGAAGGAGGUGGACGUGCUGCUGGCAGAGAACGGCGACGCCCACCGCACGCGCCAGUACGAGCUGAUGGACCGCGAGAAGGAGCCCAGGCUGGUCGUCCGCCGCGGCCAGCCCUUCGCAGUCAGCGUCACGCUCAGCCGCCCCUACAACCCGGACAUCGACGCCAUCUCCUUCGUCUUCACUGUCGAAGACGCGGAGAAGCCGAGCUACGGACAGGGCACGCUGGUGGCCGUGCCGCUGCUGGCCAAGGGCGCCGAGUCUGGAGCCGCCUGGAACGCCGUGCUGGACUCCAGCGCCGACGACAUCCUGCGCAUACAGAUUACUCCGGCGGCAGAUGCUAUUGUGGGAAAAUGGAAAAUGGACAUCGACACCAAACUGAAGAACGACGGCGCAGUCAGCUACAGCUACAAGGACCCGUUCUAUAUCCUGUACAACCCCUGGUGCCGACAGGACCAGGUGUUCUUGGAGGGCGAAGAACUGCUGCAGGAGUAUGUGCUGAAUGACACAGGCCUCAUCUGGAGAGGCAGCUACAACCGGCUGCGCCCGUGUGUCUGGAAGUAUGCCCAGUUUGAGAAGGACAUCCUCGACUGUGCCCUUUAUCUCGUCAGCAAGAUCGGCGGCGUUCGCCCAAGUGAGUGCGGAGAUCCUGUGAGGGUCUGCAGAGCCAUCUCAGCAGCAGUAAACUCUCCAGACGACAAUGGAGCAGUAAUGGGCAAUUGGUCUAAUGAUUAUGGUGGUGGUACUCCACCUACAAAAUGGAUAGGUAGUAUGAAGAUCUUGCAGCAAUUCUACAAGAAUAAGAAACCUGUGAAAUAUGGUCAGUGCUGGGUAUUUGCAGGGGUACUUACAACUGUUUGCCGAGCACUGGGUCUACCAGCACGUACUGUAACAACAUACUCAGCUGCCCAUGACACCCAAAACAGUCUGACAGUUGACUAUUUUGUUGAUGAUAAGGGUGAGAUCAUGGAAGAAAUGAACAGUGACUCCAUAUGGAACUUCCACGUAUGGUCUGAAGUAUGGAUGGAACGUCCUGAUCUGAUGCCUGGAGAUGGAGCCCACUAUGGUGGUUGGCAGGCAGUUGAUUCAACACCACAGGAACUGAGUGACAACAUGUACCGCUGUGGGCCUGCUCCAGUUGUAGCUGUGAAACAGGGUGAAGUUCUUCGGCCAUAUGACUCUGGUUAUGUGUUUGCUGAAGUCAAUGCUGACAAAGUAUUCUGGCGUUACAGUGGCCCAACUCAACCACUCAAAUUAAUUCGCAAGGACAUGCUUGGGAUUGGACAAAACAUCAGUACAAAAGCAGUUGGUCGCUUUCAGAGAGAGGACAUCACAAACACUUACAAAUAUCCAGAAAAGAGUGUUGAAGAGCGUGCUGCUAUGCUGAAGGCACUAAGGCAGAGUGAAAGUCUUUUCAGCAGAUAUUACCUCAAUGAAGACUUUAAUGACAUACAUUUCAAUUUUGAGCUAAGGGAUGAUAUUGUAAUUGGCUCACCAUUCAGUGUUGUGGUUGUCAUGAAGAACAGGAGCAAUCAACAGGAUUAUACAGUUACUGUCCUGUUGCGAGUUGACACAGUGCUUUACACUGGCCAUGUGAAGGAUGGAGUAAAGAAAGAGAAGGUUGAGCGUUUAAUCAAGGCUGGAGCUGUUGAGGAAGUAAGGAUAGAUGUGGCAUAUGAGGAUUAUUACAAACACCUGGUGGAUCAGUGUGCAUUCAAUAUUGCCUGUCUUGCCACUGUUCAUGACACAAAGUAUGAAUAUUUUGCCCAGGAUGACUUCCGUGUCCGUAAGCCUGACAUUAAGAUUAAGUUGGAAGGUGAACCUGUACAAGGUCAAGAGAUGUCUGCUGUCGCAACUUUGAAGAACCCAUUGCCAAUACCAGUGAAGAAAGGACAGUUCUUGAUUGAAGGCCCUGGAAUAGCUAAAACACAGAAGAUAAAACUUUCCCAGAACAUUGCUCCCGAUGAAGAGGCAUCAGUCAACUUUAAAUUUACACCAAAAUAUGAUGGCCGGGCAACAAUUGCUGCAAAAUUUACAUCAAAAGAGCUUGAUGAUGUGGAUGGAUUCCUUAAUUUCAUGGUUGAACCCAAGAAAGAAGUGAAUGGUACUGGGAAUGCAGCUUAAGAAGAGCCAGAUUUAAUGAUCUGCAAUUUGACAUUCAAGUACAUUAAGGAAUUUUUUGUAUUGUUUUGGAGAAUUAUAUGAGAGAACAUCUCACAAAAGAGGGAUGCAUUAUUUAAAUAAGACUGCUGUUUCAGAUUCAACAUUUGUUAGUAAUGUAGUAUAUAUUAGGAACUAAAUUAGCUAUUAUCUGCCAAAUUCCUCCUUUUUUCAUUAACAUCACAUAUAUUUUGUAUCGAGUCACACAUCAUCAUUUUCCCUGCACGUUAUUGUAUAUUUUGAUUUCAGCUAACCAUGUUGGUAGCUACUGUCUCAAAGUUCAAGAUGAUGCCAUGAUAUUGAAUGUCUGGUAUUUCAUAAAGUUUACUUAUUUCCUUAUUUCAUUUCAUCAAAAUAAUGGAAACAGUACUGUCAUGAGAUUAAUCUUUAAUUUAUUUUUGAUGCAGUUUAUUACUCAUAUUUCAUACACUGUCAGCAGCACUUGGAAGGAAACAAAGUUUAUGUCUUUCAUGCUGACAUUCAGUAUAAGGCUUUAUUUCUAUGGAUGUUUCAAAUACUUUUAGGCAGUAUUAAAUGAAUAUAAGGUCGUGUAUUCAUCAGAACUUUAUUUUUAUUUAUAUAUUACAGGAAGAGAAUUUAAAGUACUCCAUUAAAACUUUUUGAUGUGUAUUUAUAUCUGCACGAUCCAGAUGUUCAAAAUAGUAGGAAAAGUGCAGCCUUGAAAACAAUGUCAAGCUAAAGAUACAUUUUUUGUAAAAAUAUGUUUGUAUUAUACAUUAAUGUGUUUUGAUAUCAGUGUAUGGAGUUUUCCUAUAAACAAGAAACACUUUAAACUGGCCUGUUGCACUUAUGUAAAAGGCAGCUGAGUUUUAUAUUAAACAUCUGGUAGCUACUAUGAUGUAAUUAGAUUUACUUUUGGUGCCUUUUUGUAAAAUAACAUUUAAUUUUAUAUUCUCAGGGCAACUUUUAUAAGCUGUAUAAUAAAAUUAAUUAUGUCUAUGAGAAGACAGCUGUAGCCAGAUGUGAGUAGCUAUGAUGAGUGAAAAGAACUGUAACAAAAUCAAGAAAUUAGUUGAAAUAUAGUUAAUAGUACAAUUUCAUUCCAGCAAGAAAUCAUUGGCAAAUAUUUAAAAUACAACACCAGAAAUUUUCAGUUUAUUCAUUAGUACAGUAACAAGAAAUGAUCAUGUAUGAAGAACAAAUUGUCUUCAAUACAUGCUUAGUAAUCUAAUCAUGUGUUUCUACAGUGUGCUUCAUUAAAUAUACGUAGUUUGUCUGUCUGAGAGUGAAAUUUGUUGUUGAUAUUAGAUGUUUAUAGCUAUGUUUGUGUUAUGUUUCAGUGUAUAUUAUAUUUAAUGACUCAUUAUUUUAUUCAGAUGGAUAUUUUAAUAUGUUUGUAGACAUUUACAUUUUUAUAAACAUUAGAAAAAGUAUGAAACUGCCAUUUAACAAACUUAUUCAUUAUGAUGCCAUAAGAAGUAUGAAAAUGUAGUGCAUUUAUUUUUGUGUACCAAAUGUGAAAUAAAUGUUUUGUCUUAAAAGUU